Messenger RNA from Staurois parvus, 637 nucleotides. The record is from the annotation of a GenBank genome assembly. NCBI's taxonomy places the organism in Eukaryota, Metazoa, Chordata, Amphibia, Anura, Ranidae.
AUGGUUUGGGAAACGCGAGCAAAAACUGUAGUGAUGCUAACUCAGUGCUUCGAAAAGGGCAGAAUCAGAUGUCAUCAAUACUGGCCAGAGGACAACAAACCAGUGACAGUUUUUGGGGAUAUUGUGAUCACCAAAGUUUGUUGAAGAUGUUCAAAUCGACUGGACCAUUAGAGACCUUAAAGUUGAAAGGCAUGGAGAUUUUAUGAUGGUUCGUCAAUGCAAUUUCACUUCUUGGCCAGAACAUGGAGUUCCAGAAAACACAACUGCUUUAAUUCAUUUUGUAAAGAUGGUUAGAGGAAGCAGACCUCACGAAAAUACACCAACAAUCGUACAUUGCAGUGCGGGAGUUGGACGAGCAGGAGUGUUUAUUGCACUGGAUCAUUUAAUCCAACACAUUAACCACCAUGAUUUUGUGGAUAUUUAUGGGCUUGUAGCAGAACUUAGAAGUGAAAGAAUGUGUAUGGUACAAAAUUUGGCCCAGUAUAUAUUUUUAUACCAGUGUGUUCUGGACUUAUUAGCAAGCAAAGGCAGUAACCAGGCCAUCUGCUUUGUUAAUUAUUCUGCCCUUCAGAAAAUGGACUCCUUGGAUGCCAUGGAAGGUGAUGUUGAACUUGAAUGGGAAGAGACAACAAUGUAA